Messenger RNA from Babesia microti strain RI, 642 nucleotides. Its product is annotated as Rab family, other. The transcript has a single exon. Gene Ontology annotation, cellular component: endosome. Bases 1 to 642 code for a protein of 213 amino acids. The record is from RefSeq and is a predicted model, not a curated record. Gene Ontology annotation, molecular function: GTP binding; GTPase activity. NCBI's taxonomy places the organism in Eukaryota, Apicomplexa, Aconoidasida, Piroplasmida, Babesiidae.
AUGAUAUCUGAUGAUUCAUAUGAUUACCUAUACAAAAUCGUGUUAAUCGGAGACUCAAAUGUAGGAAAGUCAAAUCUACUUACUAGAUACACCAAAAAUGAAUUUAAUUUGGAAAGUAAGAGUACUAUUGGAGUUGAAUUUGCAACUAACGCUCACAUUUUGAAGAAUGGAAAAGUUUGUAAAGUGCAAAUUUGGGACACGGCAGGACAGGAGCGGUAUAGGGCAAUAACGUCUGCUUAUUAUAGAGGAGCCGUUGGGGCUCUUAUUUGCUACGAUAUUACUAGUAGAUCGUCCUUUGAAAAUGUCAAGAGAUGGCUAAAAGAACUUCGGGAUUAUGCACCACCUCAUAGCGUCAUUUGCCUUGUAGGGAACAAAGUUGAUAUGGUCAACUUAAGACAAGUGACAAAGGACGAGGGGGCAAAGCUCGCUAGAUUGGAAAAUAUCCUAUUUUUGGAGUGUUCGGCUCUGGAUUCCACAAACGUGAACGCUGCAUUUGCUGAACUGAUUGAGACAAUUUAUACUACCCAGGCAAAAACUACUAAUUAUGAAGGCAUGGAUACAAGUCAACAACUACCAACUUGCGUGGGAAUUAAUUUAGAAAAGAAGCACAAUAGUAAGAAGAAAAAAAAGAAAUGGUGCUAG